This is a messenger RNA of Phytophthora sojae, 981 nucleotides long. RefSeq lists its product as hypothetical. NCBI's taxonomy places the organism in Eukaryota, Oomycota, Peronosporomycetes, Peronosporales, Peronosporaceae. The transcript has 3 exons. Bases 1 to 981 code for a protein of 326 amino acids. The record is from RefSeq and is a predicted model, not a curated record.
AUGUACUGCAGCGUCCCUGCUAAAGAAAUCAUGUCAUGUACUUCGAAGUAUUACCAGCAGAGCACUGGCGGAGUCCUGACCGUAACACAAACAACGUACACAGACCAGCUUCACCCUGCACGCAAGUGCACCCACGUCUACAUACCGCUAAGCAUCUCCGAUCGACAGGUAACUCAAAGUAAAAUUUCCAGCAAACAGCAAACAACCAAGAUGUCCACGAACUCCACCUCAACAGCGGGUGACUCGAGGACUGUGACCAAGACGACCAGCUCAAAUGCUGGCGAUUCUUGCACAUGGUACGCCGGCGAGAGCUGCUCGCAGCCUCGGACGGGCUACGACUGCCUCAAUGUGUUGCUCUCGACGGACGAGUGUGCCAUCGACCCCAAUGGCGCCUGCGUCAGCGUUUCCGUCUACAAGGAGUCCGAGCCUCCGUCGGGGUACUUCCCGGCAUCCAACUACUCGUACUGCAGUGCGAACGACUCAGUGUGCUCGACUUGCCUCUCGGAGUGGACAACCGACUACGAGACAACAGGAAGUACCGGCACCAAGACGUACUGCACGGGGUCAGACGGCUGUGUGUGCGUUGCAGCGGUGGAGGUGCCGAAUUGGGAGCAGACGGUCAUCGCAAACAAGUGCGAUGGGUCAAGCACCAGUGCCGACAAUUUUCAAGAUUUUUCACCUGGAACGCAGAUCGGUAUCAUCUUGGCCCUGUGCAUCGGCGGUGUUGUGUUGUUAUCUGUCUUUGUGGUGCGGAGACACAGCCGGCGAGCUCCCGUGGACCACGGGCCGUGGUAUUUUCCAGAAUCUGAAUCGGCACACCAUGCUCCUUCGAAACCUCAACUGAGCUUGGCUGGCUGGAAGUCACUGCGCGAGAAGCUCAUCGAGGCCGAGCACGAGCUCGUCGAGGGAGACACAGUCAGACUGGACGUGCCAACUCGCAGCCCUGAAUUACUGGUAGAAGGCCCCACCGCCACUCUUUAG